UCCAUGGAUCGGUUCAUUCUCUGACAAGACAGAAGGAAUAACAUAACAUUUAGCUUGGAUUUAGCUGGUCUUUACCACUAAUUAUUGGAUUUGGAAAUUAACAAAGUAAUGGAUCUACUGAAAUGAAUGGAACUUUGGAUCAAUCCAAACAUGGCAGCUGUGAAUGCAUUCCUUUUGUUGUACGUUAUACUCAGUUUUUUACACCAGGCUUUGGGAUUAAUGUCAGACUACAAAGUAUGUGGAGACCCUGAAUGUGCAAGUAUGAUGAGUCGUGUAGAGGCACAAAGAGACCAUAGUACUCAAGACUGCCUGUUUCUGAACUUCAAAAAAGGGGAUAUGAUAACUGUUUACUACAAACUCACAGGAAAAAGAAGUGAUCUUUGGGCAGGAAGUAUAAACAAGCUGUUUGGAUUAUUCCCCAAAAAUGCAGUCAAAGUUGAUCAACUUUUUAUUGAUGAGAAAAGGGAAAUCCAGGUACCAUCCCAGGAAUAUGACUUCUUCUGCUUUGACGAAAAUGGUUUAGUGAUUGAGAGUAACACUGAAUUUGAUGAUUCGGCAGAUGAUGAUCUGACUCAAGAAACCCAAGAAGCAGAGAUCAGUGCAGCCGAUGAUAAACUUACUGAUACAGGAGACAGUAAUGCAGGCAAGACUUCUGUUGAAGAUGUUUCUGAUCAAAACACCCCAAAGACAACAGGUGGGUCAUCCUGGAUAGGCACUGCUGUAAAUGGAUGGUUUGGCAGAAAUGAAAAAAGUGAAGAUGAUGAACCACAUGAGAAAAGUGACCAAGAAUCCUUCAGAAGCAGAAAAAUAGUAAUGGAUAUUGGGGAGAUACCCACUGAGGAAAAGACGAACUCCGGAACACUUGGUUGGAUCAGGGGUGAACUGACCAAUGCUUUUGGAAUUGGAAACAAGGAUUCAAAGGCUGGUACUCAGGAUAGCAUUGAGAAACCAUCCAAAGAUUCUCAGCAGUCUAGCUCCUGGCUGAGUUUGGGUAAAGAUGUCUUGGGCUUUGGUAAGGACAAUACUCCAGUUGCAAGUCAAACUGAAGCUGAUAGUGCCGAUGAAGACGAUGAAAUGGAAGACCAGAGCAUUCUUAAACACGAUCAGUCUUUGGAUUUAGUUGAAGAUGUGCAAAAGCAUGAAAACAACCUAGAUCACAGUGUACAAAAUGCAGACCAUACCUUGGAGGACAUACGAUCAGAAGAUGAAAAAAACAAGGAAAGUGGACAGACAGGGAAAAGCCAAGACGAAUUUUCAGCCUCACAAGAUGCUGAAGACAAUCAAAUUACGGACAACAGAUCUAAUAUGAAUUACUUGAACAAUCCCAAAAAUGAGUUGGACUCUGAGGAGAAUGAUCAAUUGGAAAAUACAAUUAAGGUGGAUCAAGAAAUGGAGGAUAUUCAGACUGUUGAUCGUGAAAUAAAAAAGCAUGAGGAUUGGAAAGCUACUUUCCAAAAACAUGUCAUGCUCUCUAGGGAGCAUGUUGAAACUGAAGAUUCACAGAAAGAUGAAGGGCAAUUUUAUCAGCUGGCAGCUAUUGUUGGUGAAGUCACAAUUAAGGAACUUACAUCUAUAAUGGAUAAGGUUGUGUCAUCACUUCCUGAUGACCUCCGGCCUGGCCCAGACUUAUAUGGUCUGCCAUGGGAAGCUGUGGUUAUCACAGUUUUUUUAGGUUUAUUCACUCUGCUUCUAUUCAGCUGCAGGUUCAUUCAGUCUAUCAAAAGCAGAUUAUAUGCAAGUAAAGAAAAGCAAAUGGCACAGAAAGUGGCAGAGCUGCUUGAUGAAAAGUGCAAAGUGCUAGAGACAUUCAGUGAGGUCAAACAGAAGUAUGAUAAACUUGAAUUCACACUGCAGAACAGAGGCAUGUCUGCUCAAGCUGCAGAAAAGGACAGUUUAGAGGUGGCAUCACAAAAACUUGAACAAUCAAAUGCCCAGAUGCAAAAGGAAAUAGAGAGGUUGCAAGAGGAGCUGUCUCAACAAAACGAAGCAAGAAAACAGCAAGAGGAUCAGCUUGCUGAGCUAGAGCAUAUCUUAAGAAAUUUGGAAGAAGAAUCUAAAGAAAGAAAGUCACAAUUAGAACAGGACAACACAACACUGAAGAUCCAUGAGAUCAACACAGAGAGACUGCAGAAGAACAUGCAGGCUGCCAAAGAAGAGCAUGCAAUGCUGCUUGAGAGUAAAGAACAGCUGGUGCAAGAGGUUGAUGGCUGGGGGGAGCGUCUCGGUGAGUUAGAGGAGGAGAUGAAGAUGUUUGAAAGAUCUCAUGCUGGCAUGCUGGAUGACUGUGCUAAUAAAGAUGAACACAUCAAGUCUCUGACAGAGUGCCUUUUGAAGAUGAGAGAUUGGGAUUCUGAGGACGAGAAGAGCAUUGAUAGCAGUAAUAAUAUAGCUGGGCCUGAGAAUGGAGACAGUUCAGAUUUCCAUCAGAAGCAGAAAGUUCAGAAACUUAUUGAAGCAGCCAGGAUGAGUGCAGACUUGAAGUCUAUGGAGGAGGACAAGAACACAGUGUUUGCCAAACUCACUGAUGAAAUAAAAGCCAAAGAAGAACUUCAAGAGAGGAUCAAACAGCUGGAGGAUCAGAAGGAGAUGUUUGAGACAGAGAGUGUCAAAUUCUCCAGUGAAAGCCAGAAAAUCCAGCAGAAACUGCAGAUCAUGACUGAGAUGUACCAGGAGAAUGAACUUAAACUGCACAGAAUGUUGACGGUGGAGGAGAAGGAACGCUUGCAGAAAGAGGAGAAACUCAAUAAGGCAGGAAAGAAGAUUAGUCUCGCUGCUGAGGAGCUCAACACUUACAGACUAAGAGCCAAAGACCUGGAGGAGGAACUGGAGAGGACUUCACAUGCUUACAAGAAUCAGAUUACUUCACAUGAGAAAAAGGCACAUGAUAACUGGUUGGCGGCAAGGGCAGCGGAUCGAGAUCUAGCCGAUGUGAAGAGAGAGAACGCUAAUAUCCGUCAGAGGCUGACUGAUGCACAGUUUCGGUUGGAGAUGCUUGAAAAAGAUCCAUAUGCACGAGAGAGCAGGCCUCUCUUUAGAGGUGAGAGGUCUCCAUUUGGGCCAUCUCCUCUGGGCCGACCAUCCUCAGAAACACGGGCCUUCCUGUCUCCACCAACACUAAUGGACGGCCCCCCACGAAUUUCACCACAGUUCAUGGGCCCUGGUGGCAGAGCAUCCCGAGGCAUGGUAGAACCCCCUAGUGGUGGGCCAGACUUUGAGCAGAGUGGCCCUCACUCUGAUAGUGGCUCACUGUCUCCCUCCUGGGACAGGGAUCGCAGGGGCCCUCCUGGCCCUCCAGGGCACCCGCUCACAGAUCCAGGUUUGCCAUAUAGGAGGCCCCCUCCAGGGCCAUACCCCAUGGGGCCUUUGCCCCCAAGGCCACCACUUUGUCCUGAGCCAUACUUUGGUGACAAAUCAGAGUCAUCAUUUCUGAGAAACAGCUCAGCUGUCAGUGAAAAUGAUAACAGAGAAGGUCCCCACACUAUGCCUGGUGAUAUGAGAAUGCCCCCUGAUCCAGAUGCAAGAAUGGGGCCUCCUCCGGGCCCCCCUCUAAGGGGAAUGGACCCUAGGGACCCUUAUUUCCCACAUAGGGGACCUUAUGGACCUCCGGAGUUCUUUCCACCCCGUGGGCCUGGUGGUCCCGCCAUAGGCAUGCGAGGGCCGCUUCCCCCAGGAAUGUUUCCCAGAGUUCCUCUGCCAUUUCCUCAACAUAUGGGCUAUCUGCCACCAAGACCUCCAUCUGACAGCUUCCCUCCUGUACCGCCUCCCAGACCCUCCCCACCAGGAAGUGAGCAGCCCCCUGACCAGUCGCCCUCCCCACAUGAUGUCAUCUGAUCUUCCUCUCCCUGUUGUUGUGCUCAGGGGGUGUUUCCUUUUCUAUAUACCUGCGGUAGCCAUGUGGUUAUCUCUUAUGUAAUUUUAAGUGCGAAGCAUGGCAAUGGAUACAACACAUGCCACUAGUUAUAUUAUUAAGAUGAAAUUUGUGAAACAGAUCAGUGUAUUUCAGGUAUAGUGUAGAGUGUACAACUACAAUUAGUUAAAUUGUAAAAAGUCAACCGGACUGCCUUUGAACAGGAUUAUAGGUGGUCAUGUUAUGCUUUUAGUUGAAAGUAGUUCAAUGGUCCGCAUAUGUCAAAACUGUACAUAGACAUUGUAACACGUAUAUAAUAAGAAUAGGAAAUUGUUCAAACAGGAGACUUAGAAAAUCAAGUUUCAAGAGGCAUUGGUUGCUAAUAACAUGUAAAAUCCAAACAAAUCAGUCCAGAGAACCGUCCAUGUAGUUUAUGGUAUUUAUAGAUUCCUCACACAACUUAAGCCUUAAGAAUAAGUGGUCUGAUGAAAUAAGUUAUGUACAUUAAAAGAUGUCAUAGUAAAAAAAAUACUGUAUUGGUUUCUUGAAUUUCUUUACACAAAUGAAGCUAAGACUUCAAAGUCAACUUAACUAAUAUGGCAGUUCAUUAAGUUGCUUUAAAUUAGAGUUAGCCAUUGCCAAGAUGCCAAGCCUAAAACCAUGUCUAGAUAGCCAAAUAGCUAUUUAGACAAGUAUUGAUUAAUAUUACAAUAUUUAAAUAAGUACGAUAUAUGCAAGAUCAACAUACAUUUAUAAAAUGGUAUAUAUUAAAAAAAGUUAUUUGGCUUUAAGACAUUAAAGGCAUAAAUUCCAUAAAACUGCUUUCAAACAGUGUUUUGCGAAAGGUGCUAUACACAUGAAAAUGGCUGUUGCUUAACAUUAUCCAAUAGCCCUUGGUGAUCUCAGCCAAAAAGGAAUGUUUUUCCAGAGAUAAAAGCAAGGUAAUACAUUUUGAUAAAAGAUUAUACAGUGGAUAUAAAGUCUACACACCCCUGUUAAAACAGAAGGUUUUUGUGAUGUGAUUUUUUUUUUUUUUUUUAUGCUUUUGUUGAUUUGGAUGUGUGCUUUG
Molecule: messenger RNA, 4916 nt
Organism: Xyrauchen texanus (razorback sucker)
Lineage: Eukaryota; Metazoa; Chordata; Actinopteri; Cypriniformes; Catostomidae
Product: melanoma inhibitory activity protein 2-like
Exons: 29
Coding region: 127-3831 (1234 amino acids)
Biological process (GO): endoplasmic reticulum to Golgi vesicle-mediated transport; vesicle cargo loading; protein secretion
Cellular component (GO): endoplasmic reticulum membrane; endoplasmic reticulum exit site
Molecular function (GO): protein binding
Source: RefSeq, a predicted model, not a curated record